Molecule: messenger RNA, 2069 nt
Organism: Crotalus tigris (Tiger rattlesnake)
Lineage: Eukaryota; Metazoa; Chordata; Lepidosauria; Squamata; Viperidae
Product: DNA topoisomerase 1-like
Exons: 10
Coding region: 210-1970 (586 amino acids)
Biological process (GO): DNA topological change; DNA replication
Cellular component (GO): chromosome; mitochondrial nucleoid
Molecular function (GO): DNA topoisomerase type I (single strand cut, ATP-independent) activity; DNA binding
Source: RefSeq, a predicted model, not a curated record
UUGGCUUGAGGACCUUCAGCGAGAGAGAGAGAGAAAGAGAUCUUCCAUGACUCAUGAUCCAUCCAAGCCCAUCUCUCUUGAGGCUGAACCUCAAUCAGUCUUCCUCAUUUUUUUAAGCCUCUUUAUCUCACCUGGAUUUCUGGGCAGCAGGAAACGAAGCCUUCCUUCAUCCCCUCCGUCUACAUUUCUCUAGAUCUCUUGAGGGUGCCAUGGAUUCCACCCUGUGCAAUGGAUGCGGCGUUCCUUAUCUCAGAGAAGAGCCCAGGGCAAAGAAGAUCAAGCUGCAGAUAAAGGAGGGCACAUGCGUGGCCGGGCGUGGGAAUAAGGCAGUGACUGAACUGCGGGAGCAAGCUGCAGAUUCCUUCCCAAGUGAUGGGCUGCUGGAGGAAAGGAGAAGAAAGAAAGAGCGAACUGGUGGUGGAAAAGUAGAGGCUGAAGGCCAUUCAACGCAAGAGGAGAAAAGAGAAAGCAGAGCCACCGAAAGUCCAGAGAAGAAGGAUUUCAGAGGAACAGAAGAAGAGAGGAACAAUGACAAGCAGUUGGAGGAGAAUAUUGGACCAGGGGAGGAAGAAGUUGUGGUGGACAGGAGAAGAUCUGAGCAGAACAUUGUGGUCAAGACGGAGAAGGAGUGGGAAGGCGAGAGAGAGGUGGACAGAGAACUGACUGGUGAGGAACUGCCUCACCUGGGAAAGGAGACGGAGGCGGAAGAAAGGAUAGAAGGUGAGUCUGGAGUUGGGGCACCAUUUGAGGUCAAGCUGGAAGGUGCCUCUGAAGAAGAAGGAGAAGAAGAAGAAGAAGCGACAGGAGGCCAAGGAGCCCUACAAGACAGAGGAGGAAAAAAGACCAAGAGAACCAGAAGCAAAAGAGGCGUUCAAAAUGUAGAAUUUCUCAGAGGAUCCCGGAAAAGGAAAAACGAGGAAGUGGACAAGACUUUGAAGAAGAAGAAAAAGAAGAAGGAGGAAGGAAAUUGUGGGAGAAGAUCCAAAGCCGAGGAGGACAAGUGGAGAUGGUGGGAGGAAGAGAAACGAGACGACAACGGCGUCAAAUGGCACCAGUUGCACCACAGGGGACCCUAUUUGGCACCACCUUACCAGCCUCUGCCCAGCUCCGUCAAGUUCUACUACAACGGCAGGCCUGUGAAGCUAAGCCGGGCCGCCGAGGAAGUGGCGACGUUUUUCGCCAAGAUGCUGGACCACGACUACGCACGCAAGAAGAUUUUCCGGGAUAACUUUUUCUGUGACUGGACGCAGGUGAUGACUCCGCAGGAAAGGAAGAAAAUCAAAGACCUUAAGAAAUGUGAUUUCAGCGACAUCCACGAUUACUUCCUGGAAAAGCAAGAAGCCCAGAAGGCGCUCUCUAAGGAGGAGAAACAGAGGUUGAAAGAGGAGGCCGACAGGAUCCAAGAGGAAUACGGCUACUGCGUCAUCGAUGGCCAUCGGGAGAAGAUCGGCAACUUCAAGACCGAGCCGCCAGGCCUAUUCCGGGGCCGAGGGGAUCACCCCAAAAUGGGGAUGCUGAAGAAGAGGAUCAUGCCGGAAGACAUCGUCAUCAAUUGUAGCCAGUGGGUCUCGAAUUGCGUAACGAGAGAUUCAAAGGUGCCCCGGCCUCCGCGAGGUCACAAGUGGAAAGAAGUCAGGUGCGACAAGACAGUCACCUGGUUGGCCUCGUGGACGGAGAACAUCCAGGGCUCCAUCAAGUACAUCAUGCUGAACCCGAGUUCCAGGCUGAAGGGCGAGAAAGACUGGCAGAAAUACGAGGUGGCUCGUUGCUUGAAGAAGGUGGUCCACCGGAUCCGCUGCCAGUACCGGGCAGACUGGAAGUGCAAGGAGCCGAAGAAGCGACAAAUCUCCGUCGCGCUCUAUUUCAUCGAUAAGGUGAGAAGGGGUUUAUCGCCGUCCAAAUGGCUGGGCUCCUUCCCUGCAUCUCUUCCCAAGGAUCCCGCAGAGAUUGGGUUGACUUUAAACCAAUAGAAGAGAAUCUUUGUAGUUCAGGUUUGAACUGUGGGGCCUUUGGUCAUGUCUGAGCUGGGUGGUUUUCUUGCAGACGUUUCAUGACCCAGCUAGGUAACA